GGUAUGUGAGGAUCUCUGAACAGCUCCGAAACGUUGUGGUGGAGGAAGGUGAGAGGGCCAAAUUUGUCUGCAAAGUGGAUGUCCAUCCUCUGGAUGAAGAACGGCUUGUGGUCACCUGGAAGUUUGAUGGUCAGUUCUUGAAUCCAGAAGACUCAGGCCGCCUUGUGCAGAAAGAGGAUGGAUCGAAGUUCGCGCUUAUUAUAAGGAACGCAAAGACGAGCGAUACAGGGGCGUAUUCUUGCAUCGCCAGUGUGGGUCUGGAUACAGACAUGUCAACUGCUCAUCUUCAGAUAAAAAGUGCGCCAGACCCACCUACUAAUGUCAAGGUUACAAGUUGUCAUGGCAACUCAGCAGGUUUGUCAUGGGAUCCCGGAAAUGACAACGGAGCAGAAAUUCUGGGAUACACGGUGCAGUUUAACACUUCCGACUAUCCGGAUAUCUGGUUGGUUUUUUUUUUUUUUACUUUGCUAACACUUCAACUGUACCCAUGGGGAACCUAUUCCUUCCGGGUCAAAGCCAGGAACAUUCUGGGAUCCAGCAAACCCAGUGCUGCCACCUCGCGGAUGUGUACGACCCCUCCUGACAGGCCGGAUCGGAACCCCAGUAACGUCAGGACACGGACAGAUGUUAAGAAGACCCUGGUUGUUGAGUGGACGCCGAUGAGCCGACUUUACUUCCACGGCCCCAGGUUCAGGUAUCAGGUGAGGUGGCGGAUGAAGGGAACUUUUACCUGGAACACAGCCUACGUGACCGACCCCAACCAAGGCUUCUUGGACAUUGAGACCAACGACGUCUACACACUGUACGAGCUUCAAGUCAAGGCCGAAAACUCUAUGGGAGAAUCACACCAACCAGCAUUUAUCUACCUUGGACACUCUGGAGAGUCAGAACCUCUCGUCGUGCCGGCAAACUUCUCUCUCAACCCACAGUACAGCAUUGACCCACACACUGCCCAUUUCAUCUGGGACUCAAUUGACCCAGAUCCCCAACUCAUCUGUGGAAAGUUCAAAGGUUAUAAGCUUCGAUACUGGAAGUCCAGCGAGGGUUGGAACAAGAAGAAAGAAGUCGAGAUCGUCCUUGGAGAAGAUCUUCACAACCAUGGACCACAGAUCAAAGUUGCUUUAUCAGAUCUUCCGGCGUAUACCGCCUUGAGAGCUCAUGUGGCCGUGAUGAACUCUCACUACACAGGUCCCUUCAGUGACCUACUAGACUUUUUCACUCCAGAAGGAGUUCCCAGUCCUGUCAGAGAUCUUCGCCUACAAGCAUUUGGUGUCGCCUAUGUCUUGCUCAAAUGGAAACCUCCGCUACAACCCAAUGGUGUCAUUGUUGGCUAUGAUAUCGCUUACCAGCAAGUGCUCGGAAUCCAACUAGGCCAAAUGAGACCUCUCUUGCCGCACAUCAAUGACCCAUCCACACUGGGAGCAAGAAUCACGGGCCUGCAACCUUCACACCGCUACCGGUUUAUUGUGUGGGCCCGCACAAAGCAAGGCCGUGGGGAGCCUUCUUUCGUGGAUAUGAUGACGGCCAAAGGACAACGUAAGCAUCAUACU
Candidula unifasciata is the source of this 1550-nucleotide messenger RNA. The record is from the annotation of a GenBank genome assembly. Lineage: Eukaryota; Metazoa; Mollusca; Gastropoda; Stylommatophora; Geomitridae.